Messenger RNA from Perca flavescens (yellow perch), 2807 nucleotides. RefSeq names its product collagen alpha-2(IX) chain-like. The transcript has 49 exons. Bases 1 to 2739 code for a protein of 912 amino acids. The record is from RefSeq and is a predicted model, not a curated record. NCBI's taxonomy places the organism in Eukaryota, Metazoa, Chordata, Actinopteri, Perciformes, Percidae.
AUGGUUCUGGUCUCGGAGAGAUUUAGGCAAAUCCCUGGACAGUAUGAUCCUUUCACUCCUUCCAAAGGAGAGAAGGGAGAAAGGGGGCCUCCUGCAACAGAUGGUGUACCUGGGUUGCCAGGACGACCAGGGAGAACUGGACCCCCAGGUUCUGCCGGCCAACGGGGCCCGCAAGGCAUACCAGGUGAUAUGGGUCCACCUGGAAGCACUGGUCCAAAGGGACAGAGGGGAGAAAGAGGAGAGCCUGGAUAUGUUAUAGCUGGCACAGAUGCAAAUUUUGUUCCUGGACGAAAAGGAGAGCCAGGAUCUUCAGGUCCCCAGGGCUCUCCUGGUGUAUCAGGGGUCAAUGGCGCUCCAGGCCUACCUGGCCAGCCAGGACCACCAGGGUCACCAGGAAUAUCUGUCAAGGGAGAUCCUGGGGAGGUGGGAGCAAAAGGUUUACGUGGGAAGCAGGGUGUGAAAGGAGACAAAGGAGAGUCGGGAAAAGAUGGUUUUGCAGGUUUGCCUGGUCCCGUUGGCAUUGAUGGGGUGCCAGGAUUACCAGGUCAGAAAGGAGAGCAGGGUAAAGAAGGAAUUGGCAUACAAGGUAUUCAAGGUCCUCGUGGAGAGCCUGGAGAGAAGGGAAAUAUUGGCUUAACGGGACCAGUUGGCCCAAAGGGUGACCGUGGAGAGCAGGGCAUCCAAGGACUCAUCGGACCACGGGGAAAGAAGGGACUCAAAGGGGAGCAGGGGGACAAGGGAGAAGGAGGAGAGAUGGGACGAAUAGGACCACAAGGACCCACGGGGCUGACGGGGCCAUUGGGGUUAAAAGGAGAUGAGGGUCCAAGAGGAGCCCCUGGAGAUCCUGCCAAGGGUAUAAUUGGCCCAACUGGAAAAAAAGGUGCCAGGGGAGACAUUGGUCCUGUCGGCCCCACAGGCCCCCAGGGAAUAAAGGGUGAACAAGGAAACAAAGGAGAGAAGGGCAGUCCUGGUUUUGGGAUUCCAGGACAGCAGGGACCAAAGGGAGAAAAUGGCGAGAGGGGAAAUGUUGGUUUGUCUGGAAAACCUGGACCAAAAGGACACGAUGGCUCCAAAGGUGACAAAGGGGCAGCUGGGUUAUCCGGCAAUCCUGGAGAACCAGGAUUAAGAGGUAAAGAUGGUGCAUCGGGAACUAAAGGAGACCAUGGAUCUAAGGGUGAACUAGGAGCACCUGGAGAGCCUGGUGAAAGAGGAAUUAGGGGUCCACUGGGGUUACCAGGGCGACCAGGGGACCCAGGAGAUAAAGGAGAUACUGGGAUGCCCGGCCCGCUUGGGACUGAUGGAAAGAAAGGCGACAAAGGGGAGCAGGGAAAACCUGGACCUCCGGGAGAACAAAUUGUUGUAGACAACAACAUACUGACCAGAGUGAUUAAGGGUGAGCCAGGAGAGCCUGGUGAGCCUGGUUUGAGAGGAGAAACAGGUGUGCCUGGGCCGAGAGGUCCAGAGGGGAAACCUGGAUUACCAGCACCAUCUCUGGGUGGUUCUGAAGGAGAUGGACCAGGGAAACCAGGAAUAAAGGGUGACCAGGGACAGAAAGGAGAACCUGGUCUGAGGGGACAUAAAGGAGACCAAGGACGGUCUGGGAUAGCUGGAAUGCCUGGUUUACCGGGAACUCCAGGAGAAAUUGGGCUGAAAGGAGAUGACGGCAAAAAGGGGGACAAGGGAAACGGGGGUGCAAAUGGUAAAGAUGGUAGUAAGGGGGAACCAGGACCUCCAGGUUUACCUGGUAGGCAAGUGCUUGUCACAUCCGAGGGUGCCACCAUUGAUGAAAUCCGAGAAGCAUUUCCAAUCCCGAUGGGUCCCCCAGGAGCUACUGGUUCACCGGGAACAAAGGGAGAUAAAGGAGAAAGAGGCCUGAAAGGAGACACGGGUGAUCCUGGAGCUCCUGGAAAAUCUGUUGAGAUGAAGGACAUUGAAGUGAUGUUUGAAGCCUACGGCAUAAGGCUUCCUUUGCUGAAGGCUUUGAUUGACCGGCUGCUGCAGGACGGAAUAGAGGAGCUGCUUCAUGUGCUCGGCACCUCCAAGAAAAUGAAAGAAAACACAGAAACUCACACCUCCAACGUCAUCACUGAGUACACAAGUUCAGUGAAGUUUGACCUCACCAGCCAGCCGCUGAAAGAGUCGGACACCAUCCAGGGCCCUGAUUUAGAUGGACAGCUUUCUAAAGAGUCUCAGACCAUUGAUCCUUUAAAUGAAACAGCAGAGGGUCCCACUUUAUGGAGCUUCACCACGCUGAACGGAGAGCAGGAACUCGACCGAACUGAGACAGAGUUGAAGGGCUCCAGUGGGAAGGAGAGAGUAGAUGAGCACAGUAACAGAGUAUCUGCACUCAAAAUGAAUCGGACUGUAGUCAAUUCUACUUUUAAUUAUAAUACGACCCAGGAGGAAGACUCCCUGAAGAAGAACUCGGGACAAAAGAAGAAGAAGACAAGUGAGGAGGACACGCAAGAAGAAGAAGAAGAGGAUUUUUAUAACGGCAAAGAAUACAGUUAUGAAUACGAGGAAGAAGUUUCCCCAGAUUACCCUGCGCCCUCUCAGGAGAGGAAAGACAACAGACAGGAGGAACAACCCACACACAGUCCUGCCCAGUUAGAAACGUUGACGGGAACCUCCAGUUAUCCUCUAACAUCCUCCACAAACAGACAAAUAGAUGCACAGGAUGAAGUUUCACUUCCUACACCUCCCAUCACAACAGAUGAACCAGACAAGGAUGUCUCUUAAGUCCCAAGAGACUGUGACUAUAGAGUGUUAAGCAUUCAUAAGAUAGCACACACUACAUGGAGCGUGUG